Messenger RNA from Aspergillus steynii IBT 23096, 1173 nucleotides. RefSeq names its product carbon-nitrogen hydrolase family protein. Lineage: Eukaryota; Fungi; Ascomycota; Eurotiomycetes; Eurotiales; Aspergillaceae. Gene Ontology annotation, molecular function: hydrolase activity, acting on carbon-nitrogen (but not peptide) bonds, in linear amides. The coding region runs from base 213 to 1103 and encodes 296 amino acids. The record is from RefSeq and is a predicted model, not a curated record. The transcript is spliced from 2 exons.
UCUUUGGCUAGCCUCGUGCUUUUCGCUGGCUGACUCAUUCUCGACGACACUUCCUCGGUAUUCGGUAUAUCGUCUCUGCUCCGCCAUGACUUGCAAUCCGAGAGCUGUCAAAACCCCCAGCGACGACGCAAAUCCCUAAUUUACCCACAUUUCCGGAGUCGUGACGUUCUGCUUCAUCUCAAGCUUAAUCCUCGAGAGGAAACUAUCCAGUCAUGGCCCCCGUUCACAAGAUUGCCGUUGUUCAACUCUAUGUCAAGCCUUUUCGCCCCGCCGAAAACUUCGCCAGAGCAACCGAAUUCAUCCGGGGCGCAGCAGCACAGGGGUGCCACCUCGCCGUGCUGCCAGAGUUCCAUCUCACGAACUGGAUCCCCGAUGACCCUCGGUUCGCGCCCCUCUGCGCCGACUGGGAGUCAUAUCUACAAGGGUAUCAAGCUCUGGCGAAGGAAUGCAACAUCUGCAUCGUACCCGGAUCCAUCGUGCAAACCAUCCCCGACACAUCGUCCCACCCCCCGGGCUCGCCGAAACUCGAGAACGUCGCCUACUUCAUCUCGAAUACGGGCGAGAUCCUAGGGUCCUACACGAAGAAGAACCUCUGGGGCCCGACGGAGCGAAAGCAUCUGCGCUCCUCGGCCGACGCUCCACACCAGGUCAUACACACGCCCCUGGGUCCGGUGGGCUUGCUGAUCUGCUGGGAUCUGGCCUUCCCUGAAGCCUGGCGCGAGCUCGUAUACCAGGGUGCUAAAAUUAUCAUCCUGCCGACGUUGUGGACACGAAGCGGUGCGUCCGAUGCGGGGCAUCGCUGGAAUCCGUCGGCCGAGUCGCUGUUUCUGGAUAGUAUCAUGACGGCGCGCGCGUAUGAAAAUACCUGUGCGGUGGUAUUCGCCAAUGCGGGGGGUCCGCCGGGGCGCAAUUACUGUGGUCAGUCGCAGGUUACGAUCCCGUAUGCUGGUCCGCUGGUUCGUCUGGGGACCUCGGUCGAGGGAAUGGCUGUAGCGGAUUUGGAUAUGCAGGUUCUGGAAGAUGCGGAGGCCAAUUACUCCUUGCGGGCAGAUUUGACCCACGAAGACUGGCAUUAUAGGCAUACGCGUCGGGAUGGUCUGUAAUCCAAGGGGAAAUUGUAGUAUUGUAGACUAAGUGUAUCUGCGAAUAGCUAUUCUAUAUUCAAUUCAUUUU